Messenger RNA from Nicotiana attenuata, 2133 nucleotides. Its product is annotated as F-box/LRR-repeat protein 2-like. Gene Ontology annotation, biological process: SCF-dependent proteasomal ubiquitin-dependent protein catabolic process. Bases 191 to 1861 code for a protein of 556 amino acids. Gene Ontology annotation, molecular function: protein binding. Gene Ontology annotation, cellular component: SCF ubiquitin ligase complex. The record is from RefSeq and is a predicted model, not a curated record. NCBI's taxonomy places the organism in Eukaryota, Viridiplantae, Streptophyta, Magnoliopsida, Solanales, Solanaceae. The transcript is spliced from 15 exons.
AUUUGAGCUCCAUUCUUAAUUCUAUUUCUAUAGAAAAAGGUUCUUUUGGAGCACUCCCUCUUUUAAGGCCUUUAGGUGCCUAAUCAGAAUCUACAACAUGGAUGGGAGUGCUCUUUUCUCGAAAGGAUUAUACCGCUCUCUAUUAGUGCUCGUGAUAAUAUAACGCGAGUCUUCUUGACGUAAUUCCGGAAUGGGGGGUGCUUGUUCAUUAAAGAGAGACCAGCAUGAUGAUGAUAACAUUAGUAGAAGAGGUUUCUCAAGUAGAUACUUCAAAUUUGGGAGCUCAAAUUGUCUACAGUCCUUCCUUCUUGAGCGUGUCGUAGAUUGUCAUCCGAGAGGAAACAAUAGUCCGGCUCUCAUGGAAUUAUGCAUUCAUAAAAUACGUAAGGACAUUGACAAAUAUCAAUCAUUCUCAAUGCUGCCAAGGGAUAUAAGCCAGUUGAUAUUCGACAAUUUGGUGUAUUCAAACCGCCUUUCGGAUGAUUGUAUCGAAGCUUUUAGAGAUUGUGCGCUGCAUGAUAUGUGGAUGGGAGAAUAUAAAGGAGUUACAGAUAAUUGGAUGGACGUCGUCUCUUCACAAGGAUCAUCCUUACUGUCUGUAUAUAUUGUUGGUUCUGAGGUCACAGAUUUUGGAUUCAGUCUCCUCCAAAAUUGCUCAAACCUCCAAGCGUUAUCUUUCGAUUGCUGUGACCGUAUUUCUGAACAGGGGAUAAAGCAAGUCAGUGGUUUCUCAAAUUUGACAUAUUUGAGUUUUAGAAAAUGUGUUUCGGUUACUGCUGAAGCAAUGCAAGCUUUAUCCAGCUUAGAUAAAUUGGUUAAGUUGGAUUUCGAGAGGUGUCCACAGAUUCAUGGAGGACUUGUUCAUCUUCAAGGUUUGGCAAAACUUGAAUCUCUCAGUAUAAGAUAUUGUCAGUGCAUUACGGAUUCGGACAUGAAGCCUUUGGCAGGGCUUGCGAGUUUGAAGGAACUUCAGAUUCUGUGUAUCUACGUAACAGAUUAUGGAGUGUCUUAUCUUAGAGGUUUGAACAAACUUGUUGUACUAAAUAUGGAAGGAUCCCAUGUUACUACUUCAUGUUUGGAUACUAUCUCAGAUCUCCCUUCGCUGCAAUCUUUAAAUCUCAGUCGAUGUUGCCUGAGAGAUGAUGGAUGUGAAAAGUUUUCAGCACUUCGCAAUUUGAAGGUGUUGAAUUUGGGAUAUAACCACAUCACGGAUGCAUGUUUGGGCUAUUUGGAAGGUCUGACAAAAUUGGAAGGCCUGAACUUGGACUCUUGUAGGAUUACGGAUGAUGGACUGUCUCAUUUAGCUGGUUUGUCCAAGUUGGAGGAACUCAAUUUCAAAUUCACCUUAGUAACCGACGAUGGUUUGCAAAAGUUAACUGGAUUGACACGUCUCAAGUCACUUAAUCUGGAUGUGCGCCGAAUUACAGAUUCCGGUCUUGCAGUUCUCACAGGUUUUACUGGCUUGACUCACCUGGAUCUCUUUGGAGCUCACAUAACAGAUUCUGGGACAAAGUAUCUGGCAUAUUUCAGAAAUCUGCAGUCGCUUGACCUUUGUGGUGGUGUGUUAACUGAUGCUGGAGUCGAGAACAUAAAGGAUCUUUCUUCCCUGAUGUUUCUGAACCUGUCAAAAAACCGAAAUUUGACGGAUAAGAUCUUGGAACUCUUAUCAGGACUGACAUUAUUGGUAUGUCUAAAUGUCUCAAACUCUUGUAUCACCAAUGAUGGAUUGCAAUAUCUGAAGCCUCUGAAGAAUUUGCGCUCGUUGGACUUGGAAUAUUGCAAUGUGACAGCAUCUGAGAUCAAGAAACUUCAAGCGAAUGCCCUUCCAAAUCUUGUGAGAUAUCGGCCUAAUCAACCGUAGCAUAUAUAGCUCUUUCUUUCCUCGCCGUGCUUUCGAAGGAGAGAUCUUGGCAUUCCUAAUACCGUAGGGUGAGACGGCUUUCAUUGCCCCAGCUUGACAAAUCGCAUCCCCGGACGACGACAUUAGCUAGGUUAAUCAGGUAUGUACAGUAGAUAGACAAUCAUUUGUUUGUCUAAAUAGGCAAAUAACAGCAAGGGGUUAUAUCUGUACAUAAACUUCUCCAGUUUUUGAUUAUCGAAAGUUAGAACACAUCUCUUGAAAGUUUCAGAUAA